GUCGAGGACGUUUCGCGUCGACGCGCGUACUGGGACCUUCCGGAAUUGAGUUUAGUCGGGCUUCGGGAUGGGUCAGUUAACCUGGUAAACAGAGCUGGUGAUUUUUAUAUUUGUUUAUUUUUGGUGUGUUCGUUUCCAGGAUCUUUUAAAUCGAAAGAUUACCAUAAAAUGGUACUGAAAGUAGAUGACGAACCUUGCGAAGAAACAAAACCUAUAUUAGACUCGACAGCAUCCAGCGAAAUAGACGACACCGAAAAUAAACUACAGGAAGCUUACAGAAACAUAGCUGGCUCGAUGAAAGCUGAUCCAUUGUCGAUAGACAAACCCAUAAUAGCCCUAGACUUAUUUUCAACGGCAGUAAAAGUCCAAAACGUACCGUUAGCCAAACAAUGUAUCGAAAACCUCAACAAACAUCUAGAUAAAACCAACGUACUGCUAAUUCUACAUCAUUUAUCGAAAUGCAAGAAGUUCGAAACGUCGUACGACAUGGAACCAUCGGCCCCGCCUCUAUUAGAAGAAGAAUACGAAGGCAGCCACGACUGGGUACAAGAUCUCAUCGAUAAUUUGAGAAACAACUGCCUUCUAGAGAUAGACAGAAACGCCGAUUUCAUACUUAGACAAAAGGAGAUGCUAGAUUUGACUUACGUCGACAUUUUGGCCAUAACCACGAGAGAUACCCUUCAAGUUUCGUCGGAAAUUUUGGUUUACAGCGUCGUGAUGAGGUGGUGCAUCGAAGAAUGUAAAAGAAGAACGUUAGAAAUCCAAAAAAUUAAUAUAACGGCCGUUUUAAGGGAUCUCGCGUACGCCCCUAGAUACGGUCUCAUGACGAAAAAAGAGUUUCUGUGCCGUACGGUAGAUGGCGUCAAAGGUCCCGAUCGCAGCGGGAUACUGAACGAAGUCGAAACCGAAAGAAUUUUGGAUUACAUCAAAAGAAAAGGGAAGAAUCGAUCGGGGGACGAAUUGCCGCACAAAGGCAGCCAGCCGAGGAUUGUCGGUUCGAAAUCGGAAACGAACAGGGAAAGUAGAUGCGAUAAAUUUAUCAUAAAUUUUUUUACUUGUUGGACUGCGGUUUUCGAUUGAAAAUCGAUUGUUCGCAUCGAUUAUUCCGUCUAAAUAAGUUACUUUCCAAUUAUCUCGUAUAUUCAUAUCAUUAUCUUUCAUUUACGGAAUUCGUUGAUUGUUUUUGGAGGAAUUGAUGAAUUGGGUACGGAGAACAAUGCCAGUCGGGUUAUAUAGCUCGGAGUGAGAUUGUUUUUUACUCGUAAGAAGUUUUUUUAUCGUUUAGACCGGAAAUUACUUGUUAUUAACGAAAUUAUGAUAGAAAAAAAUGUUUUAUUACAAUGCCAGUCGGGUUAUAUAGCUCGGAGUGAGAUUGUUUUUUACUCGUAAGAAGUUUUUUUAUCGUUUAGACCGGAAAUUACUUGUUAUUAACGAAAUUAUGAUAGAAAAAAAUGUUUUAUUACAAUGCCAGUCGGGUUAUAUAGCUCGAAGUGAGAUUGUUUUUACUCGUAAGAAGUUUUUUUAUCGUUUAGACCGGAAACUAGCUUGUUCUCAUCGUUUAAACCGGAAAUUACUUGUUAUUUAAGAAAUUAUGGUAUUUUAGAACAAUGUCAGUCGAGUUAUAUAGGUCGAGGUGAAGUUGUUUUCCGAUUAGGCAGAAGAUUUUUCCGUUUUCUCAUCCUUUAGACUCAAAAUCGGCGUAUUAUUAACAAAAUUAUGACAAAAAAAUGUUUUAUUACUAUGCCAGUCGAGUUAUAUAGCUCGGAGUGAGAUUGUUUUUUACUCGUAAGAAGUUUUUUCAUCGUUUAGACCGGAAACUAGCUUGUUCUCGUCGUUUAAACCGGAAAUUACUUGUUAUUAACGAAAUUAUGAUAGAAAAAAUGUUUUAUUACAAUGUGAGUCGAGAUAUAUAGAUCGAGGUGAGAUUGUUUUUCGAUUAGGCAGAAGAUUUUUCCGUUUUCUCAUCCUUUAGACUCAGAAUUGGUGUAUUAUUGACAAAAUUAUGAUGAAAAAAUGUUUUACUACAAUGCCUGUCGGAUUAUACAGCUCAGAAUGAGAUUGUUUUUUACUCGUAAGUUUUUUUAUCUUUAAGACCGGAAACUAGCUUGUUCUCAUCGUUUAAACCGGGUAUUACUUGUUAUUAACGAAAUUAUGAUAGAAAAAAUGUUUUAUUACAAUGUGAGUCGAGAUAUAUAGAUCGAGGUGAGAUUGUUUUUCGAUUAGGCAGAAGAUUUUUCCGUUUUCUCAUCCUUUAGACUCAAAAUCGGCGUAUUAUUAACAAAAUUAUGACAAAAAAAUGUUUUAUUACUAUGCCAGUCGAGUUAUAUAGCUCGGAGUGAGAUUGUUUUUUACUCGUAAAAAGUUUUUUCAUCGUUUAGACCGGAAACUAGCUUGUUCUCGUCGUUUAAACCGGAAAUUACUUGUUAUUAACGAAAUUAUGAUAGAAAAAAUGUUUUAUUACAAUGUGAGUCGAGAUAUAUAGAUCGAGGUGAGAUUGUUUUUCGAUUAGGCAGAAGAUUUUUCCGUUUUCUCAUCCUUUAGACUCAGAAUUGGUGUAUUAUUGACAAAAUUAUGAUGAAAAAAUGUUUUACUACAAUGCCUGUCGGGUUAUACAGCUCGGAAUGAGAUUGUUUUUUACUCGUAAGUUUUUUUAUCUUUUAGACCGGAAACUAGCUUGUUCUCAUCGUUUAAACCGGGUAUUACUAGUUAUUUAAGAAAUUCUGGUAUUGUAGAACAAUGUCAAUCGACUUAUAUAGGUCGAGGUGAAGUUGUUUUCCGAUUAGGCAGAAGAUUUUUCCGUUUUCUCAUCCUUUAGACUCAAAAUCGGCGUAUUAUUGACAAAAUUAUGACAAACAAAUGUUUUAUUACAAUGCCUGUCGGGUUAUAUAGCUUGGAGUGAGAUUGUUUUUACGCGUAAGAAGUUUUUUUAUCGUUUAGACCGGAAACUAGCUUGUUCUCGUCGUUUAAACCGGAAAUUACUUGUUAUUAACGAAAUUAUGAUAGAAAAAAAUGUUUUAUUACAAUGUGAGUCGAGAUAUAUAGAUCGAGGUGAGAUUGUUUUUCAAUUGGGAAGAAGAUUUUGAAGGUUUUUCAUCAUUUAGACCCAAAACUAACGUUUUAUUAACAAAAUUAUGAUAAAAAAUUGAUAUUUUCAUUAAAAAAAUUUCUUUUUGUGGGCAAUAUCGGUGUAAAUAUUAGAAGCACUUUUCCAUAUUUCUCAUAUUUAAAUGUGUCCAAAAUAUGACAGUUAACGAUAUAAAUAUCCUCUAAAGAUAAGGAUUUAUAACUUCGAAAUCUUCCACAUUUUGACCACACCUCGUAAAAUUGGAACAAAGUUUUUGUCCGCUAUAUUAUGAACACCAAAAUGUACUAACUCUAAUAUAUUUCCGAUUUUUCGUAUCCAAGCUGGAAAUAUAUUAGAGUUAGUACACUUUGGUUUUUAAUUUUGCCACAAUCCCACUACUAAAACGUUCAUAAUCCAGCUGGCAAAAGCUUCGUUUUAUUAAAAAAAAUAAAAAUAAAUAAAAAGAUAUUUGUUGACAGAUGUGUUCACCUCUUUUAGAAAAAAAAAGAGUCUAAAUGUUAGAUAUAAUUAUAUUUUCAUAGGAAAAUGAAUUUCCAUAGGGUUUCCUUAUGAAUCAAAAAAUUUAUUUUCAUUUUUCACGGUAUAUACAUGGAUUUUGCGAAAAAAAUUAAUUUCCAGUUAUUUCGGACAAAUUAUAAAAACUGGCAACAACGCCAACGAAUUUUUUUACAAUCUCAACACGAUUUGAAAAAUAGUUUUCCGAACGCGUCACAAUUUGACAUAUUUUUGAAUUUUUUUCUCUAAAUUUUUUGAAAAUUUCUAUCUAUUUCCAGUGUUGCCAGUUUUAUUAUAAAUUCGCGAAAUAUAUUAAAAUUUUUAAAUAAAAAAUAACGUGAUUUGAACAUUUAGAUACAUAUCUAUUUUUGGUACAGACCGUAAUAUUAAUUAUUCCCCAUGUAUAUACCAUAUAUAAUUUCGAAAAACUAAAAGAAUUUAAAAAAAUAAAUCGAAUUUAUUACGCAACCCUCGUAUAUUCAAUAUACAUAUAAUGUUAUAUCAGAUUUCGAUUUUAUUUGAUGAUGAAAUCAUUUUAUACGAAACGUAUCUCAUUUAUGUUUUGGUAUUACAUCUUUCGCAAUAUCCCCCGUAGAAUAUUUUAGUGCUAAUAUUUCUUUUAAAUCGAUAGAAAUUUGAAAAAAGUCGAAUUUAUAACGAUCCCCUCGUAUAUUUGACAUAAAUAUGUUUAUUUUUUUUUUCGUCAAUGUAUCUUUCGUAAUACCCCCGUAGCACAUUUUCGUAUAAAUAUUAUUAAAAAAAGAAUUUGAGAAAAAGAAUCAAAUUUAUAACAAUACCCUCGUAUAUUCAAGUUAGGUGUCAAUUAAACUACGUCAUAUUAGAUUUCGAUUGAUGAUGGAAUAUUUUUAUUCGAAACGUAUCUCAUUUAUUCGAUGUAUAAAAUUUUUGAAAUCAUUCGUUUCGUCAUUAUUUCUUUCGCAAUAUCUCCCGUAGCAUAUUUUCGUAAAAAUAUUUUCUUUUAAAUGGGAAAGAAUAUAGAAAAAAGUCUUAAUUAUAACAAUACCCUCGUAUAUUCAUGAUUUAUAUUUAUAUAUAUUAUUUUUUCACCACUAUAUCUUUCGCGAUACCCCUCGUAGCAUGAAUGACAGUACUCAUUACCGCCAUUUUGUAGAAAAAUACAAUUUUCGUAAAAAUAUUUUUUUAAAUCUAAAAAUAGAGUUGAAUUUAUAACAGUACCCUCGUAUUUACAAGAUACAUAUUGUUUUAUUUUCCACUAUAUCUUUUAUUUAUCAUAAUAUAUUUCGUAAUACCCCUCGUAACUCAAUAUAAUAAAUAAAUGACAGUUAUAUCCUCCACUUUCCGUACUUCCGCCAUUUUGUAUAAAAAAUUGAAAUUUGAUAUACCGUGUGAAAUAAUUCUAGUCGUAUUAUUGUUAAUUAUUAAAUUAUUUAAAAAAAUUAUUUAUUACCCUGUGAUUUUAUUUAAAUUGUUAAAAAAACUUAUAAAUGUUGAUAAUAGGAUUUUUCUAUUGUUGUUAAUAUAUUUAAAAAAAAAUUUCUACUAACACACUUUUUUUAUUUUAGGCUGUGUUUAAAUCAAAUAAAAUUUAAGAAAUUUUA
This is a messenger RNA of Diorhabda carinulata, 5160 nucleotides long. RefSeq lists its product as uncharacterized. Gene Ontology annotation, cellular component: cytosol. Gene Ontology annotation, biological process: neurogenesis. NCBI's taxonomy places the organism in Eukaryota, Metazoa, Arthropoda, Insecta, Coleoptera, Chrysomelidae. The transcript is spliced from 4 exons. The record is from RefSeq and is a predicted model, not a curated record. Bases 169 to 1080 code for a protein of 303 amino acids.